AUGUCACUUUCACUCCCAGAAAGCGAUCCACGGCCCAAUCGGAGAAGUCUGCUGCUUAAGAUGCUGCAGAAUCUGCCACAAGAGCUCUUACGAGUCGUUUUCGAUAAUAUCUAUCAAAAGGCACACCUGGCCGCAAUUUCUCUAGUCUGCCGCACAUUUCGUGUGCUUGUACUUCACAAGUUGUUCGAGGUUAUCACAAUACGGCCAAAGGAUGAGCAGCAUUUGUGGGACUUUGACGCUGUCAAAUUAUUCGACGACAAAAAUGUCCGAGAAGCAUCCAGAUUUCUGGCGACAUAUGUCAGAAAAGUCGCUUUCGCCGCACCAUUUGAGGCAACAAAUAACGAUGGUGCCGACCGAUGUGGGCAUAAGUGGGAGCAUGUUGAAAGUGAUUCGGACGGCGAUCUAGAAGAAUGGGAGCAGGAGCGCACUGUCGACACGAAGAAAACGAGAUAUGAACCAUGCACUCAACGAGAUGGUCCAGCUCCAGGCUUUCGUGAAUUGGACGGGAAUUUGAGACGUUUGGCGGAACAAACAAUGAAGCUCCUUGUGGCACUACCAGUCAACCAGCUCAAAGAAUUCCGGACCGAGUGCUACUUCGACCACGACUCUCGUGUGGCAUUAAAAGGUUUUUGCAAUCUGAAGCACCUCUCGUGGCGGGGUCUUAUGUCAAAGUCUGCCUUCUCUGCAGUUAGAGCACUCCUAGAGCACCAUCAUCAGAAGAUCGAGUCUUUGGAAUUAGACUUCAUUUCCUGGUCAAUCUUGGAGUCGCGAUUUUACACAGACAUCGACGUGGGUGAAGAGCCGCAGUUCGUCUUUCCCACUAAUCUUGACGGCAACAAGCAAUUGCUUCCUCGUCUACAAAACCUGGCCUUAACCGCGGCGUGCAUGCAGGAAGCUUCGAGCGUAGACAGGGAGGCAUAUCCUUCGCCAGGUCUCAAUCUUGGAACGAUUGACAGAUUAUGUCUCAAUAAUUGCUUAGGUACAAUGGGACUUAUCGCUAAGCUAGCUGAAGCUGGUAUCAAGGCGACUGCGAAGACACUUGAGCUGAUGCUGCUAGUGGAGGAGGAGGACGAUGAUCUUGAUCACGGCGUAUGCGACUUUUUCACCGGUCCAAGGUCUGAUAUCGAUUUCUUCGCCCCAUUUGAUACACUGUGCGAUCUCUUCUUGACAGUAGAAUCGUGUUCAUCACGACACGAUUGCCUUGUCGAUUCCAUCCUCAAACGAAGGAACACCUUGCGCAGGCUUGUUUACCACAAGAGAAACACCCCAUAUCAAGAAGAAUUUCAUGAUGCCAAGCUAUCAGAGCCAGGAGCCUGGGUAUACAUUCUUGCAACGAUAUCCCUUGAGGGCCUGGGUAUCUGCGAUGAUCCGUUUGCCUUGAAAAAAAGCUUUGAAUCCCUUCCCUCAACUGCCGCUACUAAGCAAUCUCUCAAGAUUCUCCACCUCCGCUCAGCCGGCAAAUCGUCCUGGAAACCCAAAUUCGUCGACCCAACCUUCUGGAAUACCUGGUCAACUCCAGAUCUCGACAGUCACGACUACAGGCAGACCUUCUCAUUCGCCUGGCCAGCAAGGGAGCAAGAGAGAUUGCAAAAUGAGGAGUUGAGAGAUGAAGAUGCCCUCGCAGACUGGGCCUUCAGCCCUGUCGGCUUCCCCAAUCUACGCGUCCUCGCUUUCGGCGACUUCUCCCACGGGAAACGCUUCAAGAGCCGGCAACGAUUACUUUGUCGGAAUGGCGUCCUAGGUAAGACGGCGGCGGGGAAAUCCUGGAGAGAUCUUGACAUGGAGAGAGAUAUCAUAGAUGGAGAAUUGGUGGAGAGGAAUAUGGAUCUGCUUGCAGCUUGUCCGGUCAGCCCUUUGUUGUGGGGUCUGGGUAGGGCUGAUGAAUGGCCUGGCAUCUCUUGA
This is a messenger RNA of Bacidia gigantensis, 1902 nucleotides long. RefSeq lists its product as uncharacterized. The record is from RefSeq and is a predicted model, not a curated record. The transcript is spliced from 4 exons. Gene Ontology annotation, molecular function: protein binding. NCBI's taxonomy places the organism in Eukaryota, Fungi, Ascomycota, Lecanoromycetes, Lecanorales, Ramalinaceae. The coding region runs from base 1 to 1902 and encodes 633 amino acids.